CACACCACAGCCACCUUUAGUGGAGGGACAACCAUAGACAGAGGAGAAGUAUGCCAAGGUACACAGUACAUGUCCGAGGGGAAUGGCUGGCAGUGCCUUGCCAAACUGGCACUAACACAGUGAGAUGGUUGGGGAAGGAAGCUGUGAGACGUUACAUGAAAAACAAGCCUGAUAAUGGGGGCUUUGCCUCAGUGGAAGAAGUGAAAUUCUGUGUUCGGAGGUGCAAAGGCCUUGGCUUGCUGGAUCAUGAUGAUACUUUGGAGGACACACUAGAGGACAAUGAGUUUGUUGAAGUUGCUAUAGAAGGAGAUGUAAUGUCUUCGGAUUUCAUUGCACCUAAGCUAGAAGGAGUUGAUUUAUAUAGCAAAUAUCAAGAACCAGAAAAGUAUAUUUAUUUAGAUGGGAACAGUUUAACACCAGAGGACCUGGUCAAUUUAGGAAAGGGGCUCUAUAAGAUCAAGCUCACACCUGAAGCUGAAGCUAAAGUCAAACAAUCAAGAGAAGUGAUUGAAAGAAUUGUAAAAGAACAGACUGUUGUUUAUGGAAUCACCACUGGCUUUGGGAAGUUUGCUCGAACGGUUAUUCCAACUAGUAAACUCAAGGAACUUCAAGUGAAUUUAGUUCGGUCACAUUCCGCAGGUGUCGGGAAGCCUUUGAUCCCAGCGAGAUCUCGCAUGCUUUUAGCUCUCAGGAUCAAUGUUUUAGCAAAAGGAUACAGUGGAAUUUCACUGGAAACUCUCCAGCAAGUUAUUGAAGCAUUUAAUGCAUCCUGCCUGCCCUAUAUCCCCGAGAAAGGGACAGUUGGAGCCAGUGGAGACUUAGCCCCCCUUUCUCAUCUUGCUUUGGGGUUCAUAGGAGAAGGAAAGAUGUGGUCCCCAAAGAGUGGCUGGGCUGAUGCUAAAUAUGUGCUGCAAGCCCAUGGCCUGAAACCGAUAACCUUGAAACCAAAGGAGGGUCUGGCCCUUAUCAAUGGAACCCAAAUGAUCUCCUCUCUGGGAUGUGAAGCAGUGGAACGAGCCAGCGCUAUUGCUAGGCAAGCGGACAUAGUUGCUGCACUAACACUUGAAGUCCUGAAGGGUACAACUAGAGCCUUUGACACUGAUAUUCAUGCAGUGCGUGCCCAUCGGGGGCAAAUUGAAGUGGCAUUCCGAUUUAGGUCACUUUUAGACUCUGACCAUCAUCCAUCAGAAAUAGCAGAGAGUCACAGAUUUUGUGACAGAGUUCAGGAUGCAUAUACGCUGCGCUGUUGCCCUCAGGUCCACGGUGUGGCGAAUGACACGAUAGCUUUUGUAAAGGACAUAAUCACGACUGAAAUUAACAGUGCAACAGACAAUCCUAUGGUUUUUGCUGAAAGGGGAGAGAUCAUUUCUGGAGGAAAUUUUCAUGGUGAAUACCCUGCGAAGGCUCUGGACUACCUGGCAAUUGGUGUCCAUGAACUUGCUGCAAUUAGUGAAAGAAGGAUUGAAAGACUAUGCAACCCAUCUCUCAGUGAGCUGCCUGCAUUUCUAGUCACCGAAGGGGGUCUGAAUUCUGGUUUCAUGAUUGCUCACUGCACAGCAGCGGCCCUGGUUUCUGAGAAUAAAGCCUUGUGCCACCCCUCUUCUGUGGAUUCUCUCUCAACCAGUGCUGCUACAGAGGACCAUGUGUCCAUGGGCGGAUGGGCUGCACGAAAAGCAUUGAAAGUUAUUGAACAUGUUGAACAAGUGUUGGCCAUUGAACUUCUUGCAGCCUGCCAGGGCAUUGAGUUCCUACGCCCCCUGAGAACAACCACCCCAUUGGAGAAAGUCUAUGACCUUGUGCGCUCUGUUGUAAGGCCUUGGCUAAAGGAUCGCUUCAUGGCCCCAGACAUUGAGGCAGCUCACAGGCUGCUUGUGGAGCAGAAGGUUUGGGAAGUAGCUGUACCGUACAUUGAAAAAUAUAGACGGGAGCAUAUUCCUGAAUCAAGACCUGUUUCACCCACAGCCUUUUCUCUGGAUUCAUUGAGAAUGAAUAAAUGUGUUGGGACUGAUCACAGUGAUCAGGAUUAACUUUAAUGUGCUAUGAAGUCUGGUACAUAGAAAAUCCUUUCCAGUGCUUUCUCUGAUGGAGAUUGUUUUAUUAUGAUACAACAUGGUUUCUUCCUGGGAUAUAAUUAAGUAUGUGUAGGUAGUUGUCUCACCUGUAAAAAGAUGGUGUCGGAUUGUAGAGUGGAUUAGGUUGAAUUUACUGAUGGUCUAAUUUAAACAAUGGUCUAAAUACACCAUUGGUACAACUCCAUUGACUUCACUGGACUUGCACCUGCUAAUGCUGGCCCUGAAUUUGGCCAAAUGAGAUCAAACAUGAAAUAAUCAGUUUAAUUAGAAAUGCAUCAAAUCAUACAGUCCUUAAUCAGGCAAAACUUCCACUGAAGCCAAUGGAAGUUUAGCCUAAGAACUGCUUGAUUUGGCCUAAUAUCCUUAUUUACAAAAAAAUAUGUGGAAUGGACAUUUUACAUGGUACAGAGUUGGCUAAAUGCAAUGGCAGAAUAUUACUGGGGUUACCUUUUCCUUACUGAUUUAAAAAGCAAACAAACUAUGAUAUUCCUAUAAAAAGUAAAUUCUUCAUGUGAAUAAUCCUGGCUAUUUAUGAAUAUGUAAUCCACACACUCUGCCGCUGGUGAGAUAAUUUUGCAUUAAUGUCAGUUGGAGGGGGCUGUGUUGCUAAAUUCCACCCCUUUGAAAAUUAAAGAGGGCACUUAAAGCUAUUAAUUGGAUUGUAUUUUUGAUUCUGUUUCUAUUUAAACAUUGUUUUGUUGUGCCAUCCUUUGGGUACAGAUAUGGCUUUUUAUUUAUCUCUAGCUUUGUUAGUGUUAGUAUAACUGAGGACUGGAGCACAUCAAGCUAGAUUUCAUGCUCCUGUCUCUCUUGAGUUAGACCUUUUUGACAUGUUGCAUUCCAACACGAGCAAAAUUGUCUGAUACUUUUAUCCCUAUCCGUUUUACGUGCACCUCAGCACUGUGCAGAUCAAGUGUGAGUUAAACAGUCCUGUGUAAUGAGAGAGCAUUUUAUAGCAGCUUCUUCACAAAUCAGAAAAGCUGUAUGGACACUAAUAUACCAGGGGUGCUGGAACUAGGGGUGCAGUAGCACCCCCUGGUUUGAAGCAGUAACAACAACCACAUACACGGUUUCUGCUUUCAGCACCCCCCCCCC
Messenger RNA from Malaclemys terrapin pileata, 3167 nucleotides. It is a transcript of the gene HAL, whose product is annotated as histidine ammonia-lyase. The record is from RefSeq and is a predicted model, not a curated record. The coding region runs from base 51 to 2027 and encodes 658 amino acids. The transcript has 20 exons. Gene Ontology annotation, biological process: L-histidine catabolic process. Gene Ontology annotation, molecular function: histidine ammonia-lyase activity. Lineage: Eukaryota; Metazoa; Chordata; Testudines; Emydidae. Gene Ontology annotation, cellular component: cytoplasm.